AUGGCGGAGUGCGGCGGCCGCGGCAGCGGCGCCGAUGGCGGAGGAGGGGCGCGCGGGCGGGCCUGCUUCGACUUCGACGACUACCCGUUCCCGGCACCGCUGGACGAAUUCGACGACGACGUCCUGCACCUGCUCCAUGUCCCCCUCCUCGGAGACGACGUCGCGGCUGCGGCGGCCACGCCGGCGCUGGUGCAGAGCGCCGCUUACCACGGUUCCACCGGCGACGAGGAUCUUCUGAACUGGUCAGCGUGGUCAUCCAUGCUUGAUAAUUUUCACACCGACGUCGUCGACGACGCUCCACCUCCUCCCCCUCCUCCCCCUACCCUCGUUCGGUCGCCGGAUCACUGCGUCGCGUCAACGUCGUCCGCCGCACCGGCGCCGCCGGAGGUCACCGUGGACUGCCGUGCCUGCCAAGUGCUCAGAGAAGUAGUGCAUUCCAAUGGGUUGGAGACGACCAAGCUUUGUAUCCAUGGCGGCGACGGCGCGUUCUACCAUGCAAUACUGGACGUGUACCGUGUCAAAUCCAGGGGUCUGGCACUGGCACAUCACUCCAUCAUCGAUUUCAGAGGGUGGGGCUACGACUGGGUGAAGCAGUACCUGACGGACUACGCGCAGCGGCGAGCCACCGGCGGCUUCGCCGUCGUGCAGGACUCGCUCUCGGCGUUCCACGACGCCCUCUGCACACCCAUGCCCUGCAGCAGCCAUGUCAGCGACGCAUAUAAAAGAGCAGCAUCAUCAGUAGCAGCAGCAAGAACCAAUGGCGAUGGUGAUCAUCGACUCGUCGUCCAGACAGAUGCCGUAGUACAGCCAGUAGCAUCAUCGUCAGGUUGCCGUGUCGGAGCAGAAGCAGCGGCAAGCAGUGGUGAUCGUCAACUCGUCAUCGACACUGCCGCCAUCCAGCAGCCAGCAUCAGGGCCUUCGCAGGCAGAUCAUACCGUUCAUCAGAUGCAACAAUGUUUUCAUCGUGCUGACAGGACUGCACUUGCAAUCCAGAGGGAGAGAACUAAGAAGCUUUGCCUGGGUGACGUCGCCCCCUACUUUGACCAACCCAUUGCCAAGGCUGCUAGAAAGUUGGAUGUCUGCGCCACUGCUCUCAAAGCCAUCUGUCGUAAAAAUGGUGUACAACGAUGGCCAUAUCGUAAGGUGAGAAGCAUCGAUAGGCAGAUUGCGACUCUAAGGAGAUCUGGUAACGGAGACACAAAUGAGAUUGAAAUGUUGAUCGCUUCGAGGAGAAGGAUAGUUGCUGGUAUUAUUGAAUAAGGACCAAGGGGAAUUAAUGCUAACCCCUUUUGAGCCCUCACAAUUCACAAAUGCACAUAGAGAU
Messenger RNA from Oryza brachyantha (malo sina), 1324 nucleotides. RefSeq lists its product as uncharacterized. The coding region runs from base 1 to 1260 and encodes 419 amino acids. The record is from RefSeq and is a predicted model, not a curated record. Lineage: Eukaryota; Viridiplantae; Streptophyta; Magnoliopsida; Poales; Poaceae. The transcript is spliced from 6 exons. Gene Ontology annotation, molecular function: DNA-binding transcription factor activity.